Messenger RNA from Clarias gariepinus (North African catfish), 1413 nucleotides. It is a transcript of the gene spdya, whose product is annotated as speedy/RINGO cell cycle regulator family member A. The transcript is spliced from 7 exons. The record is from RefSeq and is a predicted model, not a curated record. Lineage: Eukaryota; Metazoa; Chordata; Actinopteri; Siluriformes; Clariidae. Gene Ontology annotation, biological process: positive regulation of cyclin-dependent protein serine/threonine kinase activity. The coding region runs from base 68 to 988 and encodes 306 amino acids. Gene Ontology annotation, molecular function: protein kinase binding.
UGGAGCAGGCGUGCGCGCGCCACUAGUUGCCGUUCUCACGUAGGCGCGGUCCCUGAGCUGUAAGAGCAUGAUGAAGCAGCUAAACUGUGCCAAGACUCCACCUUCCAUCACUUUACGUAUCGGAUCGGCAACAGCUCACAGCCUUCAGCUACGGCGAGGGCUUCGGGUAAAGCGUCCAAACGUUCUGGGCCCUCGGGGGCCACCGGAAAAGAGCCAGAACAACGGGACAAAUCACCGUCAUAAUCAGAUCUCCUGUCUGAGCAAACAACCGUGGGGUUCGACCCUGGUCAUCCAGCGCCAGGAGAUGGCUGCCUACUUCAGGCUGUUUGAUGAUGAUCUCAUCCAGGAUUUUCUGUGGAUGGACUGCUGUUGUAAAAUUACAGAUAAGUAUUUGCUCGCUAUGACUUUUGUCUACUUCAAGAGGGCGCGCUUCAGCAUUAGCGAGCACAGCAGGAUGAACUUCUUUAUUGCUCUAUACCUUGCGAACACUAUGGAGGAGGAUGAGGAGGAGACCAAGUAUGAGAUCUUUCCUUGGGCUCUGGGGAGGAGCUGGAGGAAACAGUUCCCUCGUUUCCUGAAGCAAAGGGACAAGCUUUGGGCUCGAAUCGAGUACAGAGCUGCAGUCAGCCGCCGCUGUUGUGAGGAGGUUAUGGCCAUCGCUCCAUCUCACUUCAUUUGGCAGCGGCAGCGAGCAGCUCACCACAGCGGGGCUCAGCGGCAGUACCGGGACAGAGAGGACGUACAGAUUCCGAGAGGUCCAGCUGCCUCUCCUGGGCCGUGCGACCUGUGCGCUAAAGCCUCACGCCUCUCACCGUCCCCUCUUCCCCCCCACGCACUCAGCCUUAGUCUCGAAGAAACACCCAAGGGCCAGAAAUUAGUCUGGUCCAACAUUAAAACCUCAGGCUACCGCACACACAGCCCAGCAGGAAAUGAUGUGCACGGUGAAUCCAGCCAAGGCGAUUCUACAGACUGGAUCAACAAGGACUAAAGUCUCAUCGCAACAACUAAUGCAUUAUUCCGGUGUAUCAGUACCCCAAACAGCCCUGUCUACACAUCCAGAGUAAAAAACUGUGCUAUGUUUCAUUGUUGAAUGAAUCAACUGUGAGAAAAAGUUGUGGUCAUGUGUAAAGACUUUAUAUAUAUUUCACUGUUCCUAUGCACUUUUUGUCCUGUCAGACAUCAUUAUCCAGAAUUAUUUAUUAAUCUACUUUUUACUUUAAUUAAAUUUUUCUGUACGGCACUUUAAUAGAAUUGUUUUUGACAAGUCUGAAGCAUGUUGUACAUACUGUAAAGAGUUUAAAAAUUCUAUUAGUCAUAAAACUGAAAUAACUUUUGUCAUAAGGCUUGUCAUAAACAUAUUACUGCAUUCUGUUUAAGUCGCAAUGAAAUAAAUGCAUUAGUGGAUUGCUCUCA